AAUUAGUCUGGUUCUAAUCGCUGAACCGAAAUUAACAAUUGAACGAGUUCAGACAUUAAUAUUUUGUUCUUGGAAUUUCGUGAUUUAACUUAAUUUAGUUGAGUGAAGAAUUCGUAAUACUUAUCAUUUGUAUUUUCAUUGACUGCUUCGAGGUUAAAAUUGUGGAAGUGGGUUAUGCCAAUACAAAACCAAUGGUUCGGUUUAGUCUAUUUAAACCGGUGCGACAUACGUUUCCAUUCUCCGCAGCUUCUCCGUUGAAACGUUCGACCAUUCUCCCCUUCUUCUUAUUCUUGUUCACUACGUAAACCCAACAAACAACACUUGUCAAUACAUAUAUAUAUACAUUCAUUAUAUUAUCUUACGAAACACAACACACACAUCAACAUCAUCUUAUAGAGGGUAAACCCAAAAUCUGAAUUUUAAUUAAUAUCAUUUUCAUCAGAAGAGAAUGAGAGGCAUGGUGAAGAAGCUACUAUGUGGUGGAUCCAAGAACUUUGCGUCUUCAAGAACAUCGGCAUUACCAGAAGAAGGAAAAGUUCGGGUUUAUGUAGGUAAGGAUAAAGAGAGUCAGCGCAAGCUAGAGGUUGAGGCUAACUUGCUAAACCAUCCAAUGUUUGAGGAUCUACUGAGAUUGUCAGAAGAAGAGUACGGACACUCAUACGAAGGGGCUUUGAGGAUUGCUUGUGACAUUGAUGUCUUCAUCAAUUUGAUCAAUCUACUAAAAACCACGCAUCAUCAUAAUCCAUCCCUUUGAAGUUUGAAAGUAAUAAUAAUUCUACAAAAUUAACUUAGCUUUUAUACCAUUUUUCAUCAUUCUUUACUUCGACAAAACAUGGACGAAGUUCAGUUCAGUUCAUUUUUCUUUUGUUCUUGAGUAUUUAUUUAUGAUUGGAGUCGGAAGCCAAUCGACAUUUUUGUUAGUGGGCUUCCUCUUAUUAUUCUUUUCAUAUGUUAGUAUUAUACACAAUUCAAGUCAAUUCUUUUGGUGACUCUGGACUUUUACUUUUUUUCUUGCGCUGAAGAGAUAUAUGAAUCGACUUAUCCAUAGGUUCAAUUAAAACGAAAUUUCGCACUAUCAGCUUCUUGUGGAAGAAAGAGAUCUCGGUACUUAAUAUGAAUGGAACAAAAGAAUUAGACUGUAGCUUAUCAAUGUAAUCAAAAUGGAUGUACCAAUGUUCUUAAUAAUCAUGUCCGAUUGUCUUCCCGUUUACAAGGGGAGGCGUAGGUCCAACGACCCUGUCGAAUCUGAAUCUGACAUGUUCGAGAAUCGAUAUGAAAGCAUAAAUUUGAUGGUUAUUUAUUUGAAAGGUGUCUAUUGGAAGAUCAAUGAUUGAUUAUAAGAAAAGAUAAUAAAAUCGCUUAAAAACAAUUAAAUCGACAACAACAAAGUAAAUCUCUAUAGAUCCUAGUUCUUGUGCCAAUGUUGGUGCGUUUGUGAAUGUUUCGUCUCUUUGUGAACUUUUUUUUUCCUAAGCUGACUUAGCUAUCUUUAACCGUCUCUCUCUUUAUUUGGGCUUAGUUCAUUUACAUGUUGUGCUUAUCGAGGGAUGCAAUCUAUCUCUAACAAUAAGUACCUUUUGUUCAUUGUGACAGACGAAGUCGAUUUCAAAGAUUACAAAAAAUGGAUCUUUUGAGUAAAUGAACUCGGUGCGACACAUCCUUCAAAAUUUGUUGGGUCAUCAUCUCAGCAUUCCCAGGAUCAGUCUCGGUUGACCGAGAAAUUGGUUUAGCACCGAACCAUUUUUUGGUUCAACACUAAAUGGCUCUUUGAUUUUCUGGGAAGUGGAAUUGCUGCCUCUUUGGAAUGCGGAACGGUGUAGUUAUUACUAGCUUUAAAAGACUUGGUGACAAUUUUCUUUCGACUUUCACGCCACCUUUCCUAUAAAUAGGAGUCUCCCUUUCUUGUUUCUCGACUUUUUCUAGUGUUUCAAGGUAGUUCCACUCUUCCAAAUUAUCCUAUCUACUACACAUUUACU
Brassica napus (rape) is the source of this 1976-nucleotide messenger RNA. Its product is annotated as auxin-responsive protein SAUR71. The coding region runs from base 449 to 754 and encodes 101 amino acids. The record is from RefSeq and is a predicted model, not a curated record. Lineage: Eukaryota; Viridiplantae; Streptophyta; Magnoliopsida; Brassicales; Brassicaceae. The transcript has a single exon. Gene Ontology annotation, biological process: response to auxin.